This is a messenger RNA of Ectocarpus sp. CCAP 1310/34, 1032 nucleotides long. Lineage: Eukaryota; Phaeophyceae; Ectocarpales; Ectocarpaceae. The record is from the annotation of a GenBank genome assembly.
AUGGCGCGACUGAACCGCGGGAGAGAGCGCCACGAGCGAUAUCAGUCAUCCUCGCAAAUGACCCUCCUAGCUUUGAUUUGUGGCGUAGCUGGGGAAGAGGAUCUGUGCAUGCUGCUGUGUGUCUGCUGCUUGUACAAGUGGCGUCGCUAUCACGAGCUACUUGCCCCGACCCCGCUUGAAGGCGUGCUCCCGAACCACACCUUCUUCGAAGCUAUCGGGGGCUUUGACUUCAAGGAGGUAUUUCACUUCGAGAAACCGCAUUUCUUGCAGCUUCUACGAAGGCUGGAGCUUCCGGACAGCUUCGAAGUUUCGAGGUUACUUGUUGGAGCUUCUUUCUUGGCUGCAGCAGUCCUGGAGGUGUACCCUGAAUCCGACAGGCUGUCCGCACCGCCCGCCUUGGUCCGGGAUAGUUUUUUCUGGGGCAUGUCCGAGACGCUGAUUUGCGGGGUGUUCAACCUCACGAUAGGGGCGAUUCACGAGCGUUGGGGGCAUUCGGUGAAGCACUUGCAGCGUAUCUAUUGUAAUGGUUGGAAGCGUGUACACGCCUUGAAAUACCAGGCGGUUGACUCACCGGACGGCAUAAUCAAGCAACUCUGGGGCCCCACGGUAGGGCGUAGGCACGAUGUGACGUUGCUUGGACAGAGUGCGGUUUCAAACGUUUUAGAGCAGUCGGUCAAUGACGAGAUGGGAGAACCCUACCACACAUACGGUGACCCUGCAUUCCAGGCGUCGCCGUGGCUUAUGGUGCCUUUCCGAGGGGUGCUGACCGCCCUAGAAGAGGCAUUCAAUGCGGAAAUGAGCGCCGUCAGGGUUUCCGUCGAGUGGGGGUUUGGGCGAGUCGUGGCCUUGUGGCCUUACAUCGAUUGCCAAAAGAAGCAGCAAGUAGGUUUGAGCGCGUGUGGCCUUGGGAAGCAGUACAAGGUAGCUGUCAUCCUGACGAACUGCCAAUGCUGCUUCUACCCGAACCAAACGUCGACGUUCUUUGGUGUGCCUCCUCCGUCUCUCCGCGCCUACCUUGCUGGAGAGGGUUGA